UACCCGGAAAUAGGCGAAACCACAACAAAACAAAUUGUAGUGUAAUCCACGGUGAAAUCUAUUUGUUGCUCUUAAACAUCAAAGCAGUUGUAUGAUUGUCUUUUGUUUUGUUUGUCAUUAGUAAAAGAUGGAGACUCGCUUUACGAAAGGUAAAUCAGCCAUACUGGAGCGACCUCUCUCUCGACCCAAAACCGAGGUGAGCGUGUCCGCCUUCGGGUUACUCUUCUCGGAGGUGGUGCAGUACUGUCAGAGCCGCGUGUACUCCGUGACCGAGCUCCAGGCCAAGUUGUCCGAGAUGGGACAGCGAGUGGGGGCCAGUCUGCUGGACGUGCUGGUGCUGAGGGAGAAGAAUGGCAAGAGGGAGACUAAAGUAUUAAAUAUACUGCUUUUUAUCAAGGUAAACGUCUGGAGAUCCUUAUUUGGAAAAGAAGCAGACAAACUGGAGCAGGCCAAUGAUGAUGACAAGACUUACUACAUAAUUGAGAAGGAGGCUCUAGUAAACACUUAUAUCUCUGUUCCCAAAGACAAUAGCACCUUGAACUGUGCAGCCUUUACUGGAGGGAUCAUUGAGGCCAUUCUCACCAAUAGUGGCUUCCCUGCUAAAGUCACUGUCCACUGGCACAAGGGCACCACACUCAUGAUCAAGUUUGACGAGGCUGUCAUCACCAGAGACAAAAGUCUGGAGGGCAAAUAGAGACAAGUCAAAAUGCACCAACUAAAAACUUGUGCAAAUCUCUCAGAAAAGUCUAAAUUCUUGUGUCUCAAUAGAUCAUUCCUCAGAUGAAUUUAGGUUUUGUUUGUUUUUUUCUUGUCUGUUGAGGUAAAUUACACAACAGUGUCCAAACACGUUUACCUCAAAAAGAGAUGAACAAGAGUUCAAAAACUCUGAGGUAUGUUUCAUGGGACCAUCAUUUGAUUUUUAGUUUACAAAGUUUACAGAAUACAUGAUUUACUUACAAUUCAUUUUAAAGGGAUGAUCUGUAUGUCACUGUUAAAUAUGUUAUAUAUGUAUGAAAAGAUUUCUUAAUCUGUUUCUGAAGCAGUUACAGUUUCCGCAAUGGCAACAUUGCAACAAUGGAAAUCUGGUGUUGUCAGCAAUUUGCCAUUGGUGAUUUAAAGUUUGUCCAGUAAA
This is a messenger RNA of Boleophthalmus pectinirostris (great blue-spotted mudskipper), 1132 nucleotides long. It is a transcript of the gene trappc5, whose product is annotated as trafficking protein particle complex subunit 5. Gene Ontology annotation, cellular component: TRAPPII protein complex; TRAPPIII protein complex; TRAPPI protein complex. The transcript has 2 exons. The record is from RefSeq and is a predicted model, not a curated record. Bases 128 to 694 code for a protein of 188 amino acids. Gene Ontology annotation, biological process: endoplasmic reticulum to Golgi vesicle-mediated transport. NCBI's taxonomy places the organism in Eukaryota, Metazoa, Chordata, Actinopteri, Gobiiformes, Gobiidae.